Molecule: messenger RNA, 1417 nt
Organism: Musa acuminata AAA Group (dessert banana)
Lineage: Eukaryota; Viridiplantae; Streptophyta; Magnoliopsida; Zingiberales; Musaceae
Exons: 2
Coding region: 120-1046 (308 amino acids)
Source: RefSeq, a predicted model, not a curated record
UUUUCCCGAAUCCGAGACGGCGAACGCGAGCGAGCCAAAAGUCCACUCUACCCCUUCUCAAUCCUCGGCUCUUUCUCCUCCAGACCAAACCCUAGCCCUGUAACGAUGCCACCGCGGCCAUGACGACCACGACGACAUCAGCAGCGGCGAAGGGUUGCGGCGGUGACGGCUGCAAUGCCCUCCACCCGUGGCCGCUCCACCACGUUCGCCACCGUGGUGGCAUCCGUCGCCUCUGCACCUCCUGCGUCCUCAAGUGUCACAACGGCUCUUUCUGCUCCUCCUGCUUUUCCGUCCUCGACGCUGGCCCGUCCCGUCCUACGCCCACGCCGCGGCCUGCCGUCGUCCGCUGCUCCAAGUGCCCAUCGGUCUGCCACCUUACCUGCCUCCAGAACCCCAACCUCGCCUCCCAAUACCUCUGCCCUUGCUGCAGCAACCCAGAUGGCUUCUCCUAUUUCCUCGUCUCCACCUCGGCCGACGCCGGAGGGGUCCCGAUGGAGGGUUCGGUGGCGCCAUGCGAGGAAAAGAGAAAGACGAUCGAUCUCAACUCGGCAAAAGUGCUGUUUGCCGCCGCACGGCUUGCGGUCGCUUCAAUGAGCAGGGCGGCAGCUGCCGCCAGGGUUGAAGCCGAGAGGAAGGUGAAGGAGGCCAUGGUGGCGAGAAAGAGGGCGAGGGAGAUGCUCGAGAGGGCCCUCUUGAUCUCCAAGAAGGAGAGGGAGAGAAUCAAGGAAUUGAUUGGAUCCGGGGAUAAGGCUAUGGUUGCCUCAUUGGAAGUCAUUAACCCGAAGAAGAAGAAAAAGAAGGCACCAAAGCCAGAAGGUCCUUCGGUGAUGUCCAUAACAGCAGCGCAUAAGAGAGUGCAGGCUGAUGGCGUUGCAGAAAAUAGAAAGUCGAAGAGCACUUGUGUUUCUAGUGUGCAAGGCAGUGUUGCAGUGGACAUGAAGAAUUCAGCAGUAAGAACUGUACGUAACCAAUCAAAUUAUGUGGAACAAGAGGAGAAUAAGGCACUUCGUUUUGGCUCUAAGAGUGGCAGUGUUAAGGAAGAUUAGUGAGCUACAGCGUUAGAUGCAAAUAAAGAUUUAACAAUAACGUAGUCAACUUAAGAUGAAUCAACAUCUUGGACUGAUCUUGUGACUAGUUUGCUGAACAGAGCCACUCUCUGCAUAUAUGACUUGGCUACGACUUAAUGUGCCACUUUGUUAUUGUCAUUUCUUUGAUGAAUUUGAAAUGUUAUGCAGAUUAUUGAGAGCAUUGUAGUGUUUUGCCUGAUCAUUAUAGUGUCGUUGUACAUCAUAUCUGGGUUCUACUGCACCUUCAGAUGAGUGAGAAGUGUCAUUUUCUGCUUUCUGUUGACCUGUUCUUGUCACUUGCAAGUAAUUGUUUCCUUUUAUGAUUAGGAUUCCUGCUUUUUGUUCUCUAA